Stegostoma tigrinum is the source of this 3524-nucleotide messenger RNA. Its product is annotated as zinc finger protein Gfi-1-like. The record is from RefSeq and is a predicted model, not a curated record. Bases 1144 to 2310 code for a protein of 388 amino acids. The transcript has 7 exons. Gene Ontology annotation, cellular component: nucleus. Lineage: Eukaryota; Metazoa; Chordata; Chondrichthyes; Orectolobiformes; Stegostomatidae.
CACACACCCUCUAUCACACUCUCACACACUCACAUCCUCUAACACACUCUCUCACACACACACCACAUACACUCACGCACCCUCUAGCACACACUCACACGCUCUAACGCACACACACCCUCUAACACUCUCACACUCACACACCCUCUAACACACACACAUCCUCUAACACACUCUCACACACUCACACACCCUCCAACACACACCCUCACACACACACACCGUCUAACACACUUUCAUACACACACCCUCUAACACACACACACUCUAACACACACACACACUCAAACACCCUCUAACACUGUCACACGCUCACACACACCCUCUAAUACACACACACACGCUCACACACCCUCUAACACACACAUAUACCCUCUGACACACGCACACCCAAACACACCGUCUAACACUGUCACAUUCUCUCUCACACACACACCCUCUAACACUCUGCCACACACACACACACCCUCUAACACACACAUUCUCACAAACGCUCUGACACACACACACACACACUCUGACACGCUCUCACACACACAUCCUCUAACACACUCUCAUACACACCCAAUCAUUCACAUAAACCAAGACUUUCCAGGUGGGCAUUGGUGGGAAUGGCCAGCUGCCCGUAUGGAUAAUCCGAAAUGCAAUGUGUUUGAGUGGACUUCAAUCUGGAGUAUCCGCUGUUUUUUUCUCUCUCUCUCUCUCAACCAUUGCACUUCUAAAACACAGGAAGUGCUUUUUGUGGUUGUCAGAGCAAAACUGUUGGGAGUUACACAAAGCUGAUCAGUUCCCACUUCGCACGGCUUCGACCCUCCACGGAACCGUUCGGAUUGCCCGGGAUGAUGCACAGGCCGAGGACUCAGCCCAUCGCCCAGGUCUUGAGGAGUUCCGCACUCGGCCGCGCUUCACGGAGGAUCUGGCACUAAGUGAAGCGCCCGGUCCCGGACUGACUUCCUAGCUCCCUCGCGUCUGUCCCUCUCUCCCCCACACACACUGUUUGUCUUUCUGUCUGCAUCGCCCUAGGACCCACUGUCCCGAACGAAAACCCAAGGCUCCGCUCAGAAGAAGACAACACAUUGAAUCGCUGUCCGGACUGAUUUCCUCCAAAGCCCCAGAGAAGACGCAUUCCCCGAGGCUGCUGAGAUGCCACGCUCAUUCCUGGUGAAAAGCAAGAAAGCACACAGUUACCACCAACACCGUGUUAUUGAGGAUGACUACAGCAACAAGCUGGAGAAUAUUCUGGCAGAUAUUUGCACAGAGAGCAGGAUAUCGGAAGAUGCUACCUAUUACCCAGAUGGAGCUUGCGUAGAUUCUAAGGGGGAAGGAUCGCCGACAUCUCCGCUAGUUUACCCGGCUGAUGUUCCCGAGUCUCCAGCCAGCUGUGAGGGGAAUAACUGCGGCAGAGGCCCCGAGUAUGAAAACUUAUGGAGACCCCCUUCUCCGUCCGCAUCUCCAGUCUCUGAGAAGUCUCUUUCCCCUUCGAUGGAGGAGAGCCACCCAUUUGCACUGCCUUUCAAACAGUACGGAUGGAAUAACUACUCGGGUUCUGACUUGAAAUACCUGGUACAGAAUUACCGCCACCCAGUCCUGGAACGGAACUCCGCUGUGGGGCUAUACAGUGAACCAAACUCCGGCACUGGUCUCUACAGCGAGCUCGCCCCCUCCUCUGGCCUGUACGGCGAGCUCAGCAGCACUGCUCCCAGUCUGUACAACGAGCGCAACCGCAGCUUUCACGAGAAAAGAACCGAAAUUAAAGCCGAGUCCGAGCUUCUCUGCAGCCGGCUCCUCUUGAAUAACGGCUCUUACAAAUGCAUCAAGUGCAGCAAGGUGUUCUCCACUCCUCACGGUCUUGAAGUUCAUGUCCGCCGGUCUCACAGUGGCACCCGCCCCUUCGCCUGUGACAGUUGUGGUAAAACAUUCGGCCAUGCGGUCAGCCUGGAGCAGCACAAAGCCGUGCACUCCCAGGAAAGGAGCUUUGACUGCAAGAUCUGUAGUAAAACUUUUAAAAGAUCUUCUACAUUGUCCACACACUUGUUGAUUCACUCAGACACCAGACCUUACCCCUGUCAGUACUGUGGGAAGAGAUUUCACCAGAAGUCAGACAUGAAGAAGCACACCUUUAUUCACACAGGUGAGAAACCACACAAGUGCCAGGUGUGCGGCAAAGCUUUCAGCCAGAGCUCGAACCUGAUCACACACAGCCGCAAACACACUGGCUUCAAGCCUUUCGGCUGCGAUCUGUGCGGCAAAGGGUUCCAGAGGAAAGUGGACCUCCGAAGGCACCGUGAGACCCAGCACGAUUUGAAAUAAGCGGCGAGUGAACAGCGCAGAGGAAGGACCCUGUGGUGGAGGAAUUGCAGUUCCUUAGCCCGGCCGAGAUGACCCACGGGUCAAUGUUGCCAGCGUGUGUAUGUGUCCUCAGUGUAGGAUGGAGAAAGUAGCAGGGACCAUCUGAGGACGAGGUGGACUUCUCCGCGUGUUCGAGGUGUUGGCUUUCUUACAAACAAUGCAGGCAGCUCAAGGCUAAUAUCCUGCCUUGGUAAAUUUCACAUUGUCCCGUUUCUAACUUAUCUUUUCUAAAGUAAAACCCUGUACCUCACACGUUAAAAGGUGAAACGUGUGAAUUCACUAGAAACUGGAAACUAAUUGCUCGAACCGACAUUUCCUUCGGGAAAGAAAAAUGUUGUUUUAUAAACCAGUUUGAAAACAUGACAAAAUUGUCUCGGCUUAAUGUCUGAGUGCUCAUGAUGUAGUUAUUGACAUAGACCAGACACACGGGCGUGUUUGCUGAGGAUAGUUAAAAAAUCCCCUGCAGUUCCCAACCAGCAAACCAAAAACCUCUUACAAUUUGACUCCUUUCCGGAGGCAGUAAGAUCAGAAUGUCGCCCCGUCCCACAGCCACCGGGCCUCUAACAGUCUAAAGGCAAAGCAUAAUCAAAUUCAACCCUGUAUUUGCUAUUGCCCCCAAUGGUUACUCUUUCUCAAGAGAUCGGAAUGACAGAGUUCGACUCGGUUAUGUUCGAGAGAGAAAACAAGUUUUUGGGGUAAACCUUCUCCCCGCUUCCCAUUAAUGUAUUUUUGUGUCUUGUAUUAAAGACUGUUCGUGAGGGAAUGGUGGGGUCCAGCGGGAAGGUGGUAACAAGCCAAGAUUGGACACAUUCGACAUUGGGCCCGUCCGCUGUUAAGUAUCUUCAUGUUUUAGCGACGAAUUCAGCAACAGAAGAUGCCUCACUGUUUUCCUUUAGACGAAAGCCCUUGAAUUGUAGUAAGUGUACUGAGGGACGCGGUUGGGUUGUAGAGGCCAGACCCGGGCGGUAUUAAAAGUUUCUGGAUGGCAAUCGGAUGCAGUUAGACACAGACUGAUGCCUGUUUAACCGCUUCCCCAUUAACAGAACAGAGGUCAGCCAAGCUGGUCAUUUUCUGAGUGCGACUACUAAAUGGGCAGACUGUCAAACUUCAUUUCAAUAUUUUCCUGUGCAAACGUUAAUGAGUGUGCUAUUAUAAUCUAUUCGACUUUAUUUAUU